Canis lupus familiaris (dog) is the source of this 2243-nucleotide messenger RNA. RefSeq names its product free fatty acid receptor 2 (gene FFAR2). Gene Ontology annotation, molecular function: G protein-coupled receptor activity. Gene Ontology annotation, biological process: cellular response to fatty acid; G protein-coupled receptor signaling pathway. NCBI's taxonomy places the organism in Eukaryota, Metazoa, Chordata, Mammalia, Carnivora, Canidae. The record is from RefSeq and is a predicted model, not a curated record. Gene Ontology annotation, cellular component: plasma membrane. The coding region runs from base 497 to 1489 and encodes 330 amino acids. The transcript has 2 exons.
AGCUGGCUCUGUGCUUGUGCUCUGGGAAGUGAUGCUGGGAUCUGGACUGGAGGGGGAGGUGCCGGCGGGGCUGCCCGAAGUCUGUGAGAAACUGGAUGUGAGGCUCAUACCUGCAGCCAGUGUAGCUGGGAUCCAGGAAAGAGAUGGGGGACCUCAAGCCCGGAGAGAGGACGGAGGGGGUGGGCUGUGUUAGGGCAGCGGGGUCACAAGCCAAGUGGAAACUGAAUGACCCCGUUUACAGUUCUUCUGUUUAUACUCAAAACACCGGGCUCUGGAGCCAGUUGCUGCCUGUGGGUUUUCUUGAAUCUGCUCUAAAGUCUUUUAGAGGACAAGCCCCAAAAGAUAGCACAGGCUCACCCUUCCUCCCCAAUGCCCCUCCCUACACUUCAUUAGCUUCCUCUUUUCAGUAAUAGUCCCAGAGUUGGGUAUUGGUCAGGGGAGGAAAAGGUGGAGGAGAAUCUGUGUUCUGCAAAAGGACAGGAGGACGAGAGCCAUCAUGACAAACUGGCGCAGCCCCCUCAUCCUCACGGCCUACAUCAUCAUCUUCCUCACUGGCCUCCCCGCCAACCUCCUGGCCCUGCGGGCCUUCAUAGGACGGGUCCGCCAGCCCCACCCGGCCCCCGUGCACAUCCUGCUGCUCAGCCUGACGCUGGCGGACCUCCUGCUGCUGCUGCUGCUGCCCUUCAAGAUGGUCGAGGCCGCGUACGACUUCCAAUGGUACCUGCCCGAGUUACUCUGCGCCCUCACGGGGUUCGGCUUCUACAGCAGCAUCUACUGCAGCACGUGGCUCCUGGCGGGCAUCAGCAUCGAGCGCUACCUGGGAGUGGCCUUCCCCGUGCAGUACAAGCUGUCCCGCAAGCCGGUGUACGGAGUGAUUGCGGCCGUGAUCGCCUGGGUCAUGUCCUUCGGUCACUGUACCAUCGUGAUCAUCGGCCAGUACUGGAACUCAACCCAUAAUGAUGUCACAAGUGAGAAUGGCAUCACCUGCUAUGAGAACUUCACCCAAGCUCAGCUGGAUGUGGUGCUUCCUGUGAGGCUGGAGCUGUGCCUCUUCCUGUUCUUUGUCCCCAUGGUGAUCACCAUCUUCUGCUACUGGCGCUUUGUGUGGAUCAUGCUCACCCAGCCCCACGUGGGGGCUCAGAGGCGGCGCAGAGCUGUAGGGCUGGCUGUCGUGACGCUCCUUAAUUUCCUGGUGUGCUUCGGGCCUUACAAUGUAUCCCACUUGGUGGGCUUUUUCACGAAGAAGAGCCCCCUGUGGAGGGCUGAAGCCGUGGUAUUCAGUUCCCUCAAUGCCAGUCUGGACCCCCUGCUUUUCUAUUUCUCUUCGGCAGCUGUGCGUAGAGCCUUUGGAAGGGGGCUGCAGAUCCUGAGGCAUCAGAGCGCCUCCCUGCUGGGGCGCAGAGGCAAAGAGACAACAGAGGGGACGAGCGGGGACAGGGGUGUGAGUCAAGCAGAGGGAGCUCCGAGUUCUGACUUUACCACAGAAUAGGGGUGUCCAGGACCUUUGGAGGCACUCUGGGUGACACAGGCAUUGAGCAGGCUGGGACAGGGGGAACGUGAGGUUCCUGUCCCAGAGUCAGAAAUCCUCAGAUGGAUCCACUACGGGAGCUGUAGAAAUCUCUCUCAGCAGCUUGGUAUCCCUUCCUGACUGAAGUUUUCUUCCCAAAGGAGCACAGCUCCAUGACAAAGGAAGAAAUGGUUUGGCAUAGAAGCACCCUCAGACCAUGGUUUCAGGAGCAAUGUAGCUAAUACAAAAUCAGUCCUUGUGACACAGUGGUAGCUGGGGACGAUCAGGCUAAAGCCGAGUCCUAAAGCCAUCUUGCUACAGGCUUUGAAACAACAUCUAGACCCUGGGCCAGCUGUUGAUACUGGAAAGAAGACCAUGGGAAGAGAUGGAAGGGAAUACAAGGGAAUACCAAAUGAGGUCAAAGAAGACUCAGGAAGAUUAUGAGUCAAGGGAACUAAGAGGGAGGACCAGGGACUUUGAACUCUAACCAUCUAGGUCUGCACUGUAUCGCUCUGACCUGCUGCUUUGUAAGUAUGCUCCAGUCAUCUUCAAGUGUGUAUUUUGUCUCCCCGUAUUAAACCUGCCAGAGGUCUGGGUCUUGUCUCCUCCCUCCAUGGCACCCCACACGGGCUAGGACACAGCCUGGUGCCUGUCAGUCAGAAGUCAACACUGACUAUAGGACAAGAGCAGACAACCCGGUCUGGCAGAUUGAAAAUAAAAAUGGUAAAACCCUGAA